Solanum stenotomum is the source of this 1412-nucleotide messenger RNA. Its product is annotated as probable galacturonosyltransferase-like 4. Gene Ontology annotation, cellular component: Golgi apparatus. The record is from RefSeq and is a predicted model, not a curated record. The transcript has a single exon. Lineage: Eukaryota; Viridiplantae; Streptophyta; Magnoliopsida; Solanales; Solanaceae. Bases 188 to 1288 code for a protein of 366 amino acids. Gene Ontology annotation, molecular function: glycosyltransferase activity.
AUAACUUCAUUAAUAACUUUUUUUUUAUGUCUAAUGGACAUUUUCUCUCUCUAAAAGUUACUUUUUUUCGAGUUUAAGUCAAGCACGCAUUGAACACGGAUUAAGACUCUCCCGCCCCUUUUGACAUCCAUAUUAUUAACCCAAGAAAAGAAAAAAAAAACAAGAAAUGUAGCUUAAGAAAUUAAAGAUGGCCUUUUGGAACAAAAAUGUCCCCAAUUCUUCUUCAUCAUCAUCUUCUAAAUGUUUUCCAAUUCUAGGCCUACUUUCCCUCAUCCUCUUGCAUCCUACCACCACCACAACAACCACCUCUUUUGCUAACGCCAUUCGCGUUGUUGCCAUCCAAAAACCUACCUACGAUGACAUUCCUUCCUUCAGGGAGGCACCUGCUUUUCGCAAUGGCAACUCAUGUAGCUCGCGUAACGUAGAUAAGAUUCAAAUAGUAAUGCCUGUUGAUGCCAAUUAUAUUAGGGGCACCAUGGCUGCAGUGUUGUCUAUUUUGCAACAUUCAACAUGUCCAGAAAACACUUCCUUUCAUUUUCUUUCUAUCUAUCUUGAACCUGAGAUUAUUUCCCUCAUCAACUCUACUUUCCCUUACCUGAGCUACAAAAUCUAUCAUUUUCAUCCUAAUCGCGUAAGGGGAAAGAUAUCCAAGUCUAUUAGACAAGCCUUGGAUCAACCUCUAAACUACGCAAGAAUUUACCUCUCGGACAUUCUCCCCAAGGACGUGCACCGUGUUAUCUAUCUAGACUCGGAUAUCAUUGUUGUGGAUGAUAUUGCCAAGUUAUGGGGGGUGGAUUUGGGAGAUAAAGUCCUGGCAGCACCUGAAUAUUGCCAUGCAAACUUUACAAACUAUUUUACAGACACAUUUUGGUCAGACGUGAAUUUGGCGAAAACGUUUGAAGGAAGGCGUCCAUGUUACUUCAACACAGGUGUAAUGGUGAUGGAUCUUGAUGAAUGGAGGAAAGGAGGGUAUGCCCAAAAAAUUGAAGAAUGGAUGUUAAUACAAAAGCAAAGAAGAAUUUACCAAUUGGGCUCAUUGCCUCCGAUUUUGCUUGUGUUUGCUGGAAACAUCAAAGCAGUUGAUCAUAGAUGGAACCAACAUGGUUUAGGUGGUGACAACCUUGAAGGUAAAUGUAGGGGACUUCAUCCUGGACCCAUAAGCCUAUUGCAUUGGAGUGGCAAGGGUAAGCCAUGGUUGAGGUUGGAUGCCAGAAAGCCCUGUACCAUUGAUUACCUGUGGGCUCCGUAUGAUCUGUAUCGUUCAUCCAGAAUUGCGUUAGAAGAGUGAGUAAGAGCUGAAUAGAACUCGAGAUAGAUUGAUAGAAAGAAAUUGCUGCAAUUGAAAAUGAAAUGGUGCAACAAGUACCAACAUUGAUGCAAUAUAAUUGCAUAGUAUGUCAUUAUCAAGGAAG